AUGUCACUUUCAGAACCCAAAGAAAAAUUAAAUUGCAGAUUAAAACAUAAUUAUCCACUGCCCAUAAUUUUAAAAGGCGGAAACGAAAUAUACAAGUUCCAAGGUUUAUACAACGGUUUUUGCGUGGAAGUGACAGACGAUGAAGAGGUUAGAAACCUUGUUUCUAUGGGUUAUUUCGGAAAAGCUAAUUUAUCAAGAAGUUUCCCCAAUUUUGUGAACAAAGAAAAGGUGGAAAUAUUGCGGGAAAGACAGUUUAAACGUAGAAAACACUGGGGUGGUGGUAAAACCAAAAAAGUGCUUGUUGUGAAUGAUUCCGAUAGUGAUAUAGAAAUUAAUGAAUAUUUGAAAGAAAUCACCCCUAAAUAUGAGAUUGAUUCAUCAAAUAUCAAAGAAAAACUUUUUAUGGGUUUGGAGGAAGCAUUUUUCCUUGCCAGUGCUGUGAAAUGUUUAAAUAUAACCCACAAUAACAACAUUCUAUGUGAUGACGAAAUUUGGAAUUUAUUUUCAAAAGAAAACAACUUAUUUCAGGAAAAUUAUGUGGUUUACUAUUACUAUAGGUCUAAAAACUGGGUUGUUAAACCCGGUAUUAAAUUCGGGGGCGAUUUUUUGUUAUACAAAGAGGGCCCCCCUUUUUAUCAUGCUUCCUAUGUGGUAAUCAUAGAUAUAUUUAAUGAAAAAUUACAGAGAAUCAAUAAAAACUACCGAAGAUCUAUGAACAGUAUGGAAAUUUUGGGUUUGAAUCGAUUGUGUGAAACAUCAGGGAAGGAAUUACUAAUUUCCCAAGUAAUUUUACCUUCUGAACUAGAAAAUAUAUCAUAUUUAAACCUAAAGGACUUUGAAAUACGCGAAAUAACGUUAAAAAGGUGGCUAUUAAAACAAGAAAACUCAUAA
This is a messenger RNA of Brassicogethes aeneus, 891 nucleotides long. The record is from the annotation of a GenBank genome assembly. NCBI's taxonomy places the organism in Eukaryota, Metazoa, Arthropoda, Insecta, Coleoptera, Nitidulidae.